UCGGUGACAUACGCCAACUCCAUGAAUCAGUGUAGUGCAGAUUCUCUUGUUUUGUCUAAGUGCGGGUGCAAGUGUUUUGUAAUAUUUUCGUUGUAUCCAGUGCAGUGCACAAAAGUGUGAACAACAAUUACCGACUUUGCGUGCUUUUUCGGUGCUCCAAGAUAAACGCCCCGAUGCAGCAAAACUGCGAAAAGUACACCACCUUCAGCUGCAGUGGAGGCUGUAAAUGCGCACUGGGUGCGUGUCCUGCAAGUGGCGGUAAACAAUUUUAAACUUGCCCUUGUAUGCCUCAAUUAUGGACUGUGACGAAACUAAUUCCUCCGUGGUCUUUUACAUUAACGGGGAAUGUGUCAAGAUCGAAUCCGACUUGGAGGACAUCGUAAAAUUAAAAGAGAGCGAUACCUUCGCCGCAAACUACAUUAAAAUGAUGGUCGACAACAACUUUAUCGAAAUUCCCGAGCUCAAAAGCAUCGAACGACUUUACGAGGAUGGCAGCAUCUCCGACAUAUAUAAUUCCCAAAAAGAGCCAGAGGUCCUAAAGGCAGAAUCGGAAUGGGGCGCACCGGAAACGGAACUAUUGUUAAAUAAAUACAACCACUACAUACGCCGUGUUGGGUUGUUGGACAUAUUCAAGACGAAAAAGAAAAUGUGGAUGCAAAUAGCCGAGGACAUAAAGGCCGCCUUGAAGAUAUCGAAGACCGAGACGCAAUGCGAGAAUCGUUACAAGACGAUCAUGAAGAGGAAGAAGAAGGUGGGCGGUGUCAGGUUUAGAGUGAACAGGGUUAGUGAGGAGGAGGGCUCGUGCGAUAUUUUGGAAUCUAUUGAUGACACAAUGGAGAUCGUAAGAACAGAUUGGAGUGAUCCAGAAACAAAACUGUUACUGCACAAGUAUGAGCAGCAUUCGCCGAUGGUUGGACCGAUGAACAAGUUUAAGACGUGCAAGCAGAUGUGGAUCAAAAUAUCCGAAGAUAUAAACCACAUACUGGGGGUUGCGAGAACGGAGACCCAAUGCGAAAACCGCUUCAAAGCGGUUAUGAAAAAGGUCGAGGAUCCUCUAUGUUGCGAUGUUCCCGAAGUGAAACUUAGAGCAGUGGAGGAUAGCAGGGCUUGCGCCGUUUCCCAAUCUGUUGAUGACGCGGAACUAGACGCAACUAAAUCAGAUUUAGAAUGGGGCGGUCCCGAAACGAAACUGUUGCUCGAUAAGUACGAGCAGUAUGUAUUUAUGGUUGGAUCGAGGUUCAAAACGAAAAAGAAAAUGUGGGCGAAAAUAUCGGAGGACCUAAAGCAAAUCCUGAAUGUAUCCAAAACGGAUGCCCAAUGCGAAAAUCGCUACAAAACGAUUCUGAGACGGAAAAGGCGGGUGGAUCAUAACUAUCACCGAGCUGUCGAUUUACGCGACGACGUCAAAUUCGAACAGGAACUGUGCAAGAUCGUCUUAAGCGAGGAGGACUCCGAAUCGGAACCGGUAAGAUGCGUUUGUGCUUCUAAGAAAAUCCGCAACGAUCCGCAAAGAGGUAGAAAUCGAAGAAAAAGAAGGUGGGUGGUGCCCGACGCCGGAACAAGCAAGAUGCGGGCACUUAUGGCAUUUCAAAAGAGAAUGGAAGUAAAUAGAGAGCGUCGGCAUAGGGAAAAGAUGCAAAUGAUGGAACAAUUACUUCAAGUGCUCAAAAGUUAGUCUUAGUUUACAUGUUUCAACUGUCAUCUUCAAACAUUGUUAUAAAUGCAAAUAAUAAAUAUUUUAAAGUA
Molecule: messenger RNA, 1746 nt
Organism: Photinus pyralis (common eastern firefly)
Lineage: Eukaryota; Metazoa; Arthropoda; Insecta; Coleoptera; Lampyridae
Exons: 8
Coding region: 296-1675 (459 amino acids)
Source: RefSeq, a predicted model, not a curated record